Messenger RNA from Aethina tumida (small hive beetle), 4565 nucleotides. Its product is annotated as nucleolar protein dao-5. The transcript has 3 exons. Bases 171 to 4481 code for a protein of 1436 amino acids. NCBI's taxonomy places the organism in Eukaryota, Metazoa, Arthropoda, Insecta, Coleoptera, Nitidulidae. The record is from RefSeq and is a predicted model, not a curated record.
UUGUUUGUUUGUUUUUUUUGAAAUGUGUCAAAUUCUGUUUUUUCAAGUUUUAUUAAUGUUACUCGCGAUUUGUCUGUAUAGUUUUUAAAGUGUUUAACCGUUGUUUUAAAUCUUAACAUGCGUUUUCUGGGCCGGUAGUGCUGUUAAGGUUAUGUUUGUUAACGGCUACAAUGUCGAUAAAUGUUACUGUUAGUGGAAACCCGGUGAAAAUACACAAAGGAAAAAUGGUCACCGCAUCCGAUACGUAUCAGUCGAAGUCGGAUUUCGAUAAGAGGCGGCUCAUGCGGCUGCAACAGGUACGACAGCAGUCCAAAGAUAUUGCUGAGAAUGUUCGUAACAAAGUGAAAAAGGAAAAGGAGAAGCAAAUGAAUGAGAUCGAGAAGGAUGGUAAGCAGAAACUGAAGAGCUGGCAAAACAGGAAGCUGCUAGAACUGCAGACACAGUACAAGGAGGCUCUGGACGAGAUUGGGAUGGGGCACAAGGAAGCUGAUGAUGUGGUCCUAGAAGAAAUUGAGGAUAAAUUAGAGAGGCAAAGAAGCAGUGAGAGGGCAGCUGAACGGGAACAAGUGGCGCAAAGGAGCUUGGAAAAUGAGAAGGCGGUAAAAGAUGCUGAAAAACAAGCAAUUAAAAACAGAAAAAGUCAAGUAAAAAGUAUGGAGGCUUCAAGAGUGUCAAGAAUGGCUAAUAUUAAAAGAAAUUCUCCCAAAAAAAUUGUAAGUAGUAAAGUAAAGAAGCCAAGUUCCACAAAUAUCAGUAUUACUGUACCACAAGGUACUGGCACCUCCAAUAGUACUUGUGGGGACAAUUUAGAUGAUGUCUUUGUUUCUGAUGGUGGUCUACCUGAUAUACCAGAAGAAUCCGACGACAUUUCUAUUAGUUCCUGUGAUCAGGAUGUAGCAAAAGCACAACCAAAAAUUUUAAUGGACCAAUGCAACCAGUUUCCAAGCAAGACCACACAAAACCAUUCAAAUGAAGUUCAUCAGGCAAGCAUAGGUGUACAAUGUUCUAACGUGGAAACGGAGCCCCCUCCUCUAGCAAGAGCACCAUGCGGACCCGAAUAUUACGACUCCCGAAUAUCGGACAGGAUUAAAAGACGCACCAUAAUGGCCAGUCAGCCAGAUUAUUGCGAUACAAUAGCCGCAGACAACCCCCCUUUGUUACAGACCUCCACGAAAGUACGUGACGCAAUUAUUACGAGAAAUUUGAACAACGACAUCUCAUGUGAUUGUGCACGAGCUGGGUAUACUUAUUGCAGCUGUUGCUGUAAAAAUCUUGAACCAAUUGCGCUCCAAUUGAGCAAAGCACAUUGUCCUUGUAGUAAAGAAAAUUAUACUUAUUGUAACUGUUGCGGCAAAAAGACUGAUAAUAUUGCACAAACGUCAAAACCAACGAACAUAUCCAAGACUGAAAUACCCCAAAAACCUAAAAUUAAUUUAAAAAAUGCGGACUUACCCGUCUCCAAAUCGACCGCCUCCCUCGACUCCAACAAAGUAAGUUACUAUGAACACACCAACAAAUACGAAGGUAAAUCGUUACAGGAAAUAUCGGUGGAUAAAAUCGGCCUAAAUGAUAUUGAAAUUGACCCCGGAUUACCUACGGAACGGGAAUACCGGGAGAAAAUGAAACAAAGGGACAAGGAAGCCCAGGACCGUGCCAAGAAGGCGUUGGAGAGGGAAAAAGUACAGAAAGAUUACAGGGAAAUGAUGCAGAAGCUGCCGUUACUUCAAAAACAGGAACGACUGGCCAAACUGCACACUGACAGGCCUGAGUAUCACAUGAAUGAAGAAAGACUAAAGGAGUUGGAGAGGAAGAAGCAGAACCACUUGGAAAACGCUUACAUUAAAAGUUUUCCAAACUUGGAGCCCAAAGUUGUCACCCUAAACUCGAAAAAGGAUAAAAGUGACGUCAGAAGAAGGCAGGAACGUGACUCUUCUGGGAAAGAUGUAGGAAGUUGGACAAUGAAUCAAAACCAGUCUCAGUUGUUCUCAGCAGAAGAAGUUCAACACAUGAUCAAUGCAAUGUCGGAAAGCACAUAUCGCGACAGAAAAUCCCAAUUCAAGGAGUUGUUGCGAAGCCUCGAUAUGCAAAAGAAGCAGCUCAUUGAAGAAAUUAAAAAGCUGCCUAGAGACGAAAGUGUCAUACAAAUGUUAAGGGACUUAAAUGACCUGGAUGAGUCUGAGGAGGCACCCAAGAAGAAGUCUAAGAACAAGGGGAGAAGCUCAAAACCUAAAAAACAAACUACUCAAACUGAAGAAAGUGAAUCAGACAAAUUACUUUCAAAACAACGACCAAGAUACCCCAAAAAUGUUUUGGUUUUACAAAAUAUUAGUACACAAACAUCACCAAAACCAGUCAAGGAUAAGGUCUUGCAGGUGGGACCAGAGGAGACUGAAAAAGAUACGGCACCGAAAGAAAAAUCGGAAGAUAAAAUAAUGUGCCCAAAGCUACACACUCCCUGUGGUUGCAAGGAAGCUGAGGUUGAACCAGUUAAAAUACUGAUAAAAAUUAACGACGGGAAAGAAGUUGAAAUUCAAGAUGGCAAAGUCAUAACUGAACCAUUAAAAAUUACAAGUCUGAAACCUGAGGAAGAAAAACCAGCAAAACCUCCACCAAAACCUGUUGUUGAAAAACCUCUAGUUAAAUCACCACGUAAAAAAUCACCCACUAAACCAAUUAAACCAAUUAGUCAUAAAGUUCUACCAAAAGAUAAAUCGUUAUCCUGGAGGGAUACUUUUAAUAAAACUUCCACUUCCUCUACUUCCUAUUUCAGUCCUCCAGAGCUUUCACAAGCUUCCAACGAAUCACUGUAUGACUUACGCAGGAAACCUCAGCAAAGAAAUAGUGAGUCCAGAACAAAACGUUUGGAAACAAGCUCAGACGAGGACGUCAACAUACAAGCUUUAGUGGAAAGAUUGUUGUCUGUGCCACGUUUUGUUAUGGAUAACUUGGGCGUAUCUUCAAGUUCCGUCACAACCCCCGACCAAAGCGUCGUAGAAAUAGAAACGAAUAUCCCCCCAAAUCCAGUACAUGAACUGCUGAAGCAGAUUAUUAAAACUAGACCAGAAGUUUUGGAAAAUUUGAGCACGUCCCAAGACAAAGACGUAACCCAAGAAAGUAUUCUGAACGGUAGCUGUGAUGUUCCAAUAUGCCCCCAAAGUAAGUUUCCUAAAGACUAUUUUCAGCCUGACCCAUCCAAAUCGUCGACCGUUUUAGAUGAAUCGAGUACUGUCGUGGACUGCAGGACAAAUUGUGCCCAGCAAUAUGCCGAAAUUACUAAUACCACGAGCAAGAAAAUUGAAAAUUUGGCUGCCAUGAUACAGAAGCUGCGUGAAGAGAGAAAUCAGAUUAUUGGAGGCCAAACGUCUGGACCGCCCGACUCCAAUAAAUCUAUUGAGAAGGAUUCUACUGUUUAUUUUGAUAUUAAUAACUCGUCUACGGCUAAGUCGAGCUCCACAGCCAGUGGCAAGGAUGAAGCAUCCAUGAAUAAGUUGCUGGAAAUAGAUAUGGACCUAGCCAAAAAGUUAAGGAAGUUCAAGGAGGAUGAGCUACAAAUGCAAAAGGAUGAACCAGUAGCAAAUGAUGAUGAAUUACUGAAAAGACUCCACAGUCUGGUAAAUAGUCCUCCAGAAAAGCUUAAAGCAGAGAAAAGUGUGCAAAACGACACCGACAAGGAUCCGCCCUUUAUGAUGAAUAGUAUUUUGGCAAACAUUCCAAAACUCCCCAAGUUUCUACCCCUUGAAGACACCAAAAAGAAGCCGCCUCCAAGUAAAGGUCUUAUAGUAGCAAAGAGGUUCAACCAAAACAUUUCAGGUUUUCCCCAUGAACUAAGCGCCAUUCAAGAAGGUGAAAGUCAUGUUUCUACCAAAACUGAAUUUAUGGAUCUAAAGUCUACCUCAGAUAGUACUUUAAAGAAGUCUAGUAUUUCAACCACAACUGACUCUUCUCUGGAGGAGGUCAAAAAAGUCAUGGAGCAGUCGAAUAAAUCGGGGACGACAUCCAAAACUAUAUCCACCCUAGGUUCAAGCUCCAGCGACGACAUAGAAUCCAUAGAGGCGAUGUUGAAGAGCAUCGGCAUGGAAUGGGCGAUCCCGACCCUUCACAAAACUAAAGAAGCUCUGGCGUUGUGUUCCAGCAGCACCGACUCGGAGCCGGGACAAAAAUCAGGUAGAGCAAACACCAAACGCGACUCCAACUUAGUCAACUACUUGCGACAACAGUUAAUUAAAAAGAUCUCCUCGAGCACACUCGCAUCGAACACAUCUAACAGCUUAUUGGGUGAGUUUUCAGACUUGUCGUCGAUACACAGCAAGUCGCAGGAAAAGACUGAGCAAAGGACGUCGACUCCGGUGCAGCGCAAAGUGUCGCUUGUGCAGGCGUUCUCCGGCGACUCGGAUUUGUCCAGUGUGAGGAACGUGUCCGACGAGAAGGCCGAAUCCAAGAAAAUGGACCAUUUAUCGUUUCAUUCUCUGGAGGCGUCCUAAUUCGUACCCGAAUGUGAAUAGGGAAUUAUUGUUUGUAAUUGAAUUUUUUUAAAUGAAUUGUAUAAUAUAUAUUAUUUUUUUAGA